Molecule: messenger RNA, 1107 nt
Organism: Nothoprocta perdicaria
Lineage: Eukaryota; Metazoa; Chordata; Aves; Tinamiformes; Tinamidae
Gene: PCNA
Product: proliferating cell nuclear antigen
Exons: 6
Coding region: 32-820 (262 amino acids)
Biological process (GO): leading strand elongation; regulation of DNA replication; translesion synthesis
Cellular component (GO): PCNA complex
Molecular function (GO): DNA polymerase processivity factor activity; DNA binding
Source: RefSeq, a predicted model, not a curated record
UGCUGGUGGUUGGUCGACGGUCGCUGUCAGGAUGUUCGAGGCGCGGCUGGUGCAGGGCUCGGUGCUGAAGCGGGUGCUGGAGGCCCUCAAGGAUCUCAUCACCGAGGCCUGCUGGGACCUGGGCUCGGGCGGCAUCAGCCUGCAGAGCAUGGACUCCUCGCACGUCUCCCUGGUGCAGCUCACGCUGCGCUCCGAGGGCUUCGACACCUACCGCUGCGACCGCAACAUCGCCAUGGGCGUCAACCUCGCCAGCAUGUCCAAAAUCCUGAAGUGUGCGGGAAACGAGGACAUCAUCACUCUGAGAGCAGAGGACAACGCGGAUACGCUGGCCUUGGUGUUCGAAGCACCGAAUCAAGAGAAAGUUUCUGAUUAUGAGAUGAAGCUGAUGGAUCUGGAUGUGGAGCAGCUUGGAAUUCCAGAGCAGGAAUACAGCUGCGUGGUGAAGAUGCCUUCUGCCGAGUUUGCUCGCAUCUGCCGGGACCUCAGCCACAUCGGCGAUGCCGUUGUCAUCUCCUGCGCCAAAGACGGUGUGAAGUUCUCAGCUAAYGGGGAGCUUGGAAACGGAAACAUCAAGUUGUCCCAGACCAGUAACGUGGAUAAAGAGGAAGAAGCUGUAACAAUAGAGAUGAAUGAGCCUGUCCAAUUAACUUUUGCUUUGAGGUACUUGAACUUCUUUACCAAAGCGACUCCACUGUCACCUACAGUAACACUCAGUAUGUCUGCAGAUGUUCCCCUUGUUGUGGAGUACAAGAUUGCUGAUAUGGGACACUUAAAAUACUAUCUGGCUCCAAAGAUUGAAGAUGCGCAAGAAGGUUCUUAAAUGGACUAGGACCGAGGCAAUCUUGGCUCUUUGGAGAAGACAACUGACUUGGAGAAGGAAGUUGUGUCCAUGCAGUUUAUUAGCAGUUUCAGUGCAUGGUGUCAUCAAAUGAGCACUGCUAGGCUUGUUUUGUAGAUAUCUCUGUAAAUAUUUUUCAGCUUACUAUUUUGCUAUACUGGUGUGACUUGAAAUAGGAAUUUUUGCUGUUGCAGUCUAUUCCUGUACCUGCAGUAGCCUUAUAUGCUGUCUUUAGGUGGAAUCCUGUACUCCUUUGAAUUAGUAAAGGA